Staurois parvus is the source of this 307-nucleotide messenger RNA. The record is from the annotation of a GenBank genome assembly. Lineage: Eukaryota; Metazoa; Chordata; Amphibia; Anura; Ranidae.
CUAUGCUGUUGUUUCCUGCCCUUUCCUUUCUGGCAGUUGCUGGAAUUAUCUCUUUAUUUUGACUAAUAUGCAGGUGGGAAAUCUCUUUGGUGCUCAGCGUUCCACAAUUAUAACUCUCUACAAUGGAGCCUUUGACUCUUCUUCUGUCAUACUUCUGAUAGUUAAGGUUCUGUAUCAAAAUGGAAUUUCACUGAGAACUUUGUUCCUAUUCCUUACAUGCUGCAGUGGUAUUCAUAUUCUGAGAACUUUUUUUCUAUUGCCAAAAGGUCACAUUCCUUACCCUGUGCCUGUGGGGUACAACUAUGGG